AUGUUUUUCCCACGGAACCAAAAACAAGAGGCCUAUCCGGCCGUCCCCGACUCCCUCAGGUCGGACUCGCUCGAGAUGUCGGAACUUAGAAAGACGCAACAAGCGCGAGCCGACACUGAUCCCUACAUCACGCCAUACCUCAGUCUCCAGGCCAGGCUCUCCCAGAUCUGGCUGAACCGGUGGACGAUCCUGCUCUUGCUCGUCCUCGCCAGAGUCUUGCUGCUCGUCGUCAGCCUCAACGACAAUGUCGACGAAGCGAAUCAGAAGGCGCUCUCGGCUUGCACAAAGGUCGAAGAUAUUGGCAGCGCCAUGGCGUCCAUGCCUCACUACCUCUCCGUUGGCGUGAACGAGCUAUCGGCCCAAGGCAUCGAGAAGACACUCGACGGCAUGGUCGCCGUGCUCGGUUUGGUCAUCACCGGUGUCCAGAACCUCAUCAUCUUCGUCAUCAAUAUGCUGACCUCGAUGUACACCUGCCUCAUCACCGCCUUCAUCCACGGCGGACUUGAUGUCGCUUCGGAUGUCACAAAGAAGUUCACCGAUGCCAUGAACAAUGCAGUGGGCAAGAUUUCCAACGUCAUCGACAGCGAGUCCAAGAGCGUGAGCGACGGCAUCAACAAGGCUGUCGAUGCCAUUGAGAACUCUGUCCUCGGCAACGUCCUGCCCGACUUUCCCAAGGUUGACUUUUCGGGACCCGUCAACGACCUGCGCGACCUGAAAAUCGACACCAGUGGCUUCGUCAGCGAUCUCAACAACCUCAACAACAACAUCCCUACUUUCGAAGAGGUCCAGAACAUGACCGCCGAGGCCAUCUCGUUCCCGUUCAACCUCCUCAAGACGACGGUUGAAAACGCCUACAAGGGCUACAGAUUCGAUCGCUCUGUCUUCCCCGUCGCCCAGAAGCAGGCGCUCACGUUCUGUUCGACCAACAACAGGAUUUCCGAGUUCUUUGACGGCCUACGGGACAUGAUCCGGAAGGCCCGCAUCAUCUUCAUCGUCGUUCUCUGCAUCCUCGCCGUGCUGGUCAUGGCGCCCAUGGCGUGGAUGGAGAUCAGACGGUGGAGGCGCGAGCGGAAACACGCAAAGAUCAUGGCCAGCAACCAGUACGACUCGAUGGACGUGGUCUACAUCGCCUCCCGACCCAUGAGUGCCACCUGGGGCAUCAAGAUUGCAUCCCACUUCAAGGGCAGGCGCCAGAUCCUUGUGCGCUGGGCCAUUGCAUACGCCACGUCGCUUCCAGCUCUUUUCGUCCUGGCUCUUGCCAUCGCCGGCUUCUUCUCCUGCCUUUGUCAGUACCUCCUCCUCAGGGCAGUCGAGAGAGAAGUGCCUGCGCUCGCCAAUCAAGUGGGCGCGUUCGCCGGCGAAGUCGUCAACUCGCUGGAGGACGUUUCCAGGUCAUGGGCCAGCGACGCCAAUGGUGUCGUGCUGUCCACGCAGAACGAAAUCAACAACGACAUGCUCGGAUACGUCACCAACGCCACCUCGGCGGUCAACGACACGUUGAACACGUUCACCAGCACCAUGGCAACCGGGCUGGAGACGGUGUUCAACGGCACCAUCCUCAUCAACCCCAUCAAGGACGUCGUCCGCUGCACCAUCGGGCUCAAGAUCGAGGCUGUGCAAAAAGGACUGACGUGGGUUCACGACCACUCGCAGGUGGCGUUCCCUCUGUUUCCCAACGACACGUUUAGCCGCGGGGCCGAAGAGUCCGUCUCGGGGGAUUCGGACCUCCAGACGUUCCUUGCGUCCCCGUCAUCCGUGUCAACGGACGAAGUCACGGGUGCCAUAACGCACGUCACAGAUAUUCUCCGCCGUGGCAUCAUCCAAGAGGCUCUCAUCUCGACAGGGAUCCUCCUCGUCUACGUCAUUGUCGUCCUCAUCGGUGUGAUGCGCGCUCUGGUUGGCAUGGCCAUGCCAGACAAAGGCCGCAGCGAGGGCGGAUUGCGCUACACAGGGGACGACCGCCCGGCCAUGAGCCCGAGAAGCCCUCCCAGAUCCCGCGACAACGACUCGCGAUUCCCUCAAUUCGGCAGCGAUGCAUCUGCAGUGGAUGAUGAUCACUAUGGCGAGUUCCGAGAUGAGAAGGCGGUCAAGAAGACGAGCGUACAAGGUCGCAGAGUGCAGCCCAUGGAGGGCCAUCAAAGACAAAGCUCGUACGGCCACCUCGACACAGCGUCAUCUAACAAGUUCUAG
Colletotrichum graminicola M1.001 is the source of this 2190-nucleotide messenger RNA. Its product is annotated as plasma membrane fusion protein PRM1. NCBI's taxonomy places the organism in Eukaryota, Fungi, Ascomycota, Sordariomycetes, Glomerellales, Glomerellaceae. The record is from RefSeq and is a predicted model, not a curated record. Bases 1 to 2190 code for a protein of 729 amino acids. Gene Ontology annotation, cellular component: mating projection tip. The transcript has a single exon.